AUGGAUCUCGAGCCACGCUUACACGACGAUCCUCUCGCCGUCAGUGACCAUCCACCAAAACCACCAUCUUCACCCCAGGAAGAUGGUUAUAGUCCACCGACAAUCGAUCAGUCGCACGAUGCUGCCCUGGUAUUGACAGCACUCGAUCAGUCCUACAAUUGCCAUGGGGUCUGUGAUGCAAAGAUCCUGCUCUGGGGUUCCCCAGGCUGUGGCAAGCGUCGUAUUGCUACUGCGGCUGCUCUGGAGUUUUCCGCCAGGACGGGCUGCAAAAUCCUAUGGAUAGAUGGACGCGCUUUCGAGUAUUUCAUCCGCGACUAUAGAGCGGCGUACACCACCAUUACUGGACAGCAUCUUCCACAAGGUCUGACUUUAACCCAUACUCUCCUGAAGAUUAGAUCCACACUGGAAGCUCGCCGGGAUGAGCUUCUCAUUGUCGUCUUCGACCUCCAGUCCUACUUGGAAGAGGACAUGGAAAAUGAACUAAAGAUCAAUGACCUCUUUCUGCCAGACCGCUGUCGCCUACUCUUUACGUCUUCGUAUGUCCUUCCAAGAGCGAUCACCAGCCAUGAACAUGGACCGCCCAUGGAGUGCGGACUGAAGCUCGCCAAUCGGGCGACAUGUCUGCAUGUCGGCGCGGUCAACGAGGAACAAGCCGAACAGUAUUUCAGAGCCGCAGUACCGAACAGCAUCGAUGCGGUCGACUCUCUCCGUGCUUUCUGGCACUCCCACAAAGAUCCGUGGCAUACUGCUCCACUUUGCCUUGCGCUCUCUUGUGGUUGUAUGCGCUUUCUGCAGAUAUCCCCUGGUAAUUUUCAACAACUAUGCGCAUAUAAGGCUAGGGAAGGCUGUACUCCCACUUUUCCUGGCUCCGGUUCAAUUCUGGCAAACAUAAUGUCUACUUUAUGGGACGCUUUGGAUGACUACGAUAUUGCCGCAAGGCAGUUGCUAGCAAUCUGCUCAGUCGUCGAUCGAGAGGAUAUACCUGUUGUUAUUGUUGAAAAGUUCCCAAUGUUUCAGAACAGUAUAGGGAGGCUUCACUCAGCCAUUGACUUACUCCGUCGGAGUGGGUUAGUUGAGAUCGACCAGGGAACUGAGCUUGCCACUAUCAACCUUCACCCUCAGGUGCACCGUUGGCUGCAACUAAAACGCCGAAAAAUCGAGGACAAGCAGGAGUUGACAUAUCUCGUCCACACUUGGAUUUCUGUGCUCAGCGAAUACCUCACCAAACCAGAGCAUGAGCCGCAGGAGAAUGGUCCCAUCUUCGAUCCCGAUAAAUUCUGGCGGAUGCUCGGUCACAUAAUGGCGCUUUGCAAUCUCAAAUCAGGGCAACUUCGACAGUUUUGCAGCCUGCAGUACAUGACAUUUCUUAAGCACGUCGCGACAUUCCUUGUCAACGACGGUAUCUUCCCAGGCUUGGCUGGUGUGACUAUCACUCAUGCUCUCAACAUGUGCACCCAUCAACAAAGUCGACACCGUCGUAAUGCAACACUUUACCGUGAGUAUGUCCAAAUUCGUCAAGUGAGGGCUACCGCCUUUAUGAAUGUAUCAGAUUAUAGUCAAGCUGUGAAUGAACUGCGGGAGGCGAAGCGAGUUGUUGGUCGUCAUCUACCAGACGAUGCCAGCAGCAGACGGAUCUUGCACGAGAUUGAGGAUGCAGAAGCACACCUUAGUGUUGUUCAGAUGAAUUGGCCUGAAGCCGGCCGGAUUCUCACCCGACUGCUGGCCACGCCGGAACUAAACAAUGCUUCAUACAACCUCGCACAGCGACACCAUUGGAUGGCGCGGUAUAAAGCAGGAAUAGGCGGAGAUAUUGGCUCCUUGGAACAUUCGCACAUGACCAUGUCAUACUGGAGAGAGCUGCCAUAUGACGAACAAUGGGGCUAUAAAGACAUCACGACCCUGUAUUGGGUAGAAAAACACAUGCUGGACCUAAUGACCAUGAGAAAGUACAAAGGUGCCCUCCUCUUCGGUACACGACUACUCGAGAGAGCGUACGACCUGACGCCGGUUCUCGGAGCCUCCGUCUGCCGCUUAACUUACCGAAUCGUAUACUGCCAGUGCAUGCUAGACAUGGCUGACGAUGCCGAAAGAGCAGUGUGUCGACUUCUUGAACUGCCUUCCCACGACACAUAUGGAGAUGACACCAACGGGGCAUAUCUGCUGUAUAUGUUGUAUGAGCUUGCGGUAGUGCUGCAGCGCAGUGGGAGGGCCGUGGAGGCCGAAGGUUUGUACAGAUUCAACAUACAGACGUCGAAGCUCUACGACAUCAAAGAUCUGGGCGGCACCGAAAAGUAUGACAGUUGGCGUGAUCAUAUUCAAUUGAUCAUGUGUCUCAUCGAGCAGGGGAAAGUGUGGGAAGCCCUAAAACUCAAGGAGGAAUAUGAGCAUGAGAAUCCGGGCAGAGAGUUUUCAAACUCCGUCAUCCAGAACAGCUGGGCCGCUUGUCGUCAAUCAAAAGAGUUAUACAUCAGGGCGGUCGAAGCUGAAAAGGCCGGGACUUCUCUGGAAUUCAAGGCAUCUCUUGAUUUGGCCGAGCGUCGGCCAGCAUUAAAACGGGCCGUGAGAUGGUUUGGAAGCCCGAAGCAUCGGGUUGAGGGGGACAAGGACUUUGAGAGCGAUAUCGAUUUGCACGACAUCGGACGGGCGCGGAAAAGUCGUCUCCUCCACCUCCUUGACUUCCCUCUCGUUUAUCUAGCUUUCCGUCGAUCCAGGGCUUCUGUCGACAAUACUAACAAUGAGUUUCUGUGGGCGAACGUUCGACAAAGCGUUCUCGGGCAGUAUUGGAAAUAUUGUGAUUGCAAGAGGAAGAGACGACGCAGUCAAAGUGUUCAGGGGUUAGACGGUUUCAUGGCCAAGCUAAAAUACGACAAUGAAGACUCCAAACCGAGGAACCUGAAACAAAAACUCAUCACGGACUGGGUUAUAAGGACGCCAGGCGAGAGCAAGCCUAUUUCAGCAGGUUGUGGACCCAGUUGUCCGUGCAUCGAAGCCAACAAAAGAGGUCUUGUCGAGACUUCUGCUCUGGAAUCAAAGCUUUACUUGUGGGAGGAGCCGACCUCCAAAAAGCGCUCGUCCAAGGAUCGACCCAGGUACCGGAACAGGAAACCAAACCGAUCACCGGUUUCAGAAGACGAAUUAUUCAUUCUCAUCCCACCUAAUACUUUGUUGUGGAUCCAGUCCGAGUUUGCGAAUGGGGAGUCUGAAGGAGAGAAUUAUAUCAUUCCACGAGCAACUGAGAUUCCGGGAAUAACCAUCACUCCACCUGAAGGGGAGAUAGAUCUCAUGUCGCUUACCACAUCUACCCAAGAGAGAGUGACAAAGUAUUACCAGAGGGACUAUACGGCAGACUUUGCUUCCGUAUUGGAGAAGCAAGAGACCGAGUGGUUUAGCCCGACACGGUUGGAUGACAUCUUGGAGGACGAUGAAGACGAAGGGGAUACAGCGUGA
This is a messenger RNA of Fonsecaea pedrosoi CBS 271.37, 3447 nucleotides long. RefSeq lists its product as uncharacterized. The record is from RefSeq and is a predicted model, not a curated record. Bases 1 to 3447 code for a protein of 1148 amino acids. The transcript has 3 exons. Gene Ontology annotation, molecular function: protein binding. NCBI's taxonomy places the organism in Eukaryota, Fungi, Ascomycota, Eurotiomycetes, Chaetothyriales, Herpotrichiellaceae.